Molecule: messenger RNA, 1611 nt
Organism: Aspergillus heteromorphus CBS 117.55
Lineage: Eukaryota; Fungi; Ascomycota; Eurotiomycetes; Eurotiales; Aspergillaceae
Product: putative aminotransferase
Exons: 1
Coding region: 297-1604 (435 amino acids)
Biological process (GO): biosynthetic process; amino acid metabolic process
Molecular function (GO): transaminase activity; pyridoxal phosphate binding
Source: RefSeq, a predicted model, not a curated record
CGCGCUUUGGAUAUGUGAAACAUCUGCACCGUCGUCCCAUCCCCUUUUCGGAACCGAUGAUGAAAUAGCCCUACCCUCCCUCCUGCUGGGACUGCUGGCGGGUACCGCAACCGACUAGAUACCCGGGCCGAUAAGGUUGGGUUGGGCUGGAACCAAACUCUGCUCGCUCCCUUUGGAACCUUCAAAAGUCUUCAAUUGUCCUGAUUUCUGAAGACCGGAGCGUCUGCUGGUCGUGUCCUUCAACCCCUUGUUGCAGCCGUCGGAGACCAGCGCAUUCAGCAGGCCUGUUUCGCAACAUGCCGAACACGAUCCUCUCCCAGCGGGCUCGCGAUGUCGCGUCCGCAUCCAACAACCUCAUGUGGGACAUUAUGCGCAACCCAUGGUGUCCGACGACAAAGCCCAAUGGCUAUGUCAACGUGGGCGUGGCGGAGAACGCGCUGAUGCACGACUACCUGCUGGAUUACAUCAACACCGAGCUGGAUCUUCCAGCCAAAUACCUCACGUACAACGACGGGGGCAUCGGGUCAGAGCGCCUCCGACGCGCCGUGGCAGGCUUUCUCAACAAACAUCUCCAGCCCAUCCAACCGAUCACCGGCGACGACGUCGUGAUCACCAACGGGGUCUCCGCCGCCAUCGAGCACGUCUCAUGGGCCUUCACCGACCCGGGCGAAGGGAUCCUCCUAGGAAGACCCUACUACGGCACCUUCAUCCCGGACAUGUCGCUACGGCCCGGCGCCGUCGUCGUCCCGGUCGAAUUCGGCGACUGCGACCCCUUCAGCCUGCCCGCCGUAGACCGAUACGAGGCCGCACUGCUCGAGUUCCAGCAAAAGACCGGCCGGAAAGUCCGAGCCCUGAUGCUGUGCCACCCUCACAAUCCCCUCGGACGCUGCUACCCCCGGAGCACACUGGUCCAGCUCAUGCGACUGUGCCAGAAGUACCACAUCCACCUCAUCAGCGACGAGAUCUACGCGCUCUCCGUGUGGGAAAACACCGUCGACCCGCAACCCGCCGCCGUGGCCUUCGAAUCGGCCCUCUCCAUCAACACCUCCCGGCUCAUCGACCCCAGCCUCGUCCACGUGCUCUGGGGCAUGAGCAAGGACUUCGGCGCCAACGGCCUGCGAAUCGGCGCCAUCGUCUCCCAAAACAACCCGGCCCUCCACCUCGCCCUCAAGGGCGCCUCGCUCUACAGCUACCCGUCCUCCGUCUCCGAACACCUCGCGUCCCUCGUCCUCGAAGACACCUUCUUCACGAGGCGCUACAUCCAGCUCAACCAGCAGAAGCUGUCGGAAUCGUACGCCUUCGCCGUCCAGCACCUCCGCAGCCAGGGCAUCGAGUACGCGCCGGGCGCCCACGCCGCCUUCUUCCUCUGGGUCAACCUCGGCCUGAAGUAUCGCAAGCUGCACCCGGUAGAGACGGCGCAGAUGGACGGCGAUGCGAUCGCCGAGAAGGUCAUGGAGCUGCUUCUGCGCCGGAAGGUCUUCCUGGCCACGGGCGCGCUGUUUGGGUCCGAGUGUGGCGGGUGGUUCCGGAUCGUGUUUUCCCAUCGGAGGGAGUAUCUCGAGGAGGCGCUGUGGAGGAUCGUGCUGGCACUGAAUGAUGUAUAAACCUGUC